Molecule: messenger RNA, 1905 nt
Organism: Aspergillus neoniger CBS 115656
Lineage: Eukaryota; Fungi; Ascomycota; Eurotiomycetes; Eurotiales; Aspergillaceae
Product: fungal specific transcription factor domain-containing protein
Exons: 7
Coding region: 1-1905 (634 amino acids)
Biological process (GO): DNA-templated transcription
Molecular function (GO): zinc ion binding; DNA binding
Source: RefSeq, a predicted model, not a curated record
AUGACAGCUGGUUGCGACCCUGACCCCGAGUAUAGUGUGAUGGGCAGAAGCCCGUUUGUCAAGUCUGUGAAAGAGAAGAUCGCGAAUGUGGAUACACAUAUCAUCUUGAGAAGCGAAAGUUGGUGGCCUCCGACCAAGUGCUACAUCCAUGCACUCCACUCCAGGAUUGCUUUCCUGGAACAUCAACUUGCAACAGCCCGCAAUGGUGCAGAACAAGGUGAGUCCCUGACUGUGGACCUGGGCAGUGACGAGGAAGUCUUGAGGACGCAUAGUGCAAAGCCCGUAUCACAUAGCCUUUCGGGCUUCAGGCGAGAUUUUCGACUUUCAGGGGCGUACGGACUGUUCUGCUCUAGGGAGCUUGACGAACAGCAGCAAAGCUCUAGCGGGGUGGGCAUCUUGGAAAAUGUAGAUUCAGUAUCAGAAGAGCCGUUGUUACUUUUUCCAGAUGCAGAAAGCCAGCUUUUAGACGACUUUUGGACCUGGAGAAAUACUUGGCCAGUUCUAGUCCAUGAGCCUCUGUUCAACAAAGACUUAACCAACGAUGGAGUCAAAAUCUAUGCCACCCCAACCUUAUUGGCUGCAAUACUAGCCUUCAGCUCCCAGUGUGCAGGUGAUGCACAGCUCAGCAUCUGGGGAACAUCAGGCGAGGCUCUUGCUAAACAUGCAAAAAGUAAAAUACUCGCGCAAAUAGAAUAUUCCAGUCUGUCCCUUGUCCUGGCAGCAGCUAUUAUCGCUCUAAGGGAAUUAGCAGUCGACAAUCUGUCCUCUGCUUCGCAGUAUAUCGGGAUUGCCUUUCGACAUUCUCUGACUCUUGGACUUCACGUCGAAACACCAGCAAUGGAUGAAUCGAUACAAGGCUCACAAGAAGUUCUAGAAGCCCGAAACAUAUCCCAAAUCAUUGGGCAGCCGAGUGCUCUACGCGACGGUGACAUGCGUCCACGACUAGUUCCAAUCCUUCCCAGUGUCGAGUAUCGCCUAUGGUCGGUAUCUCACACUUCUGAUCCAGAGUUGACAUUCUCCAGUAUGUCAAAUCUUCAAUAUGCGUGUAACCUAGUGCGCAUGGUAUCACCUGUUCUGGACGAAAUUCAUGCACUGGCAUCUCCUCUAAGCAUACAUGAAAAGGAAGACAAAGCUACAAAGACUCAUGUCGCCAUGUCCGAAUUCUACAAUAACUUACCGAGUCACCUCAGACUCCCUGCCACCGCUACGAAGCAACUGAGCCCACCUGUUUACCAAUUCAACUUGCUAUAUCACAACUUGAAAAUCAUGCUUCAUCGUCCUUUUAUCAAAACAGCCCCGUCAAUGCAUGAUUUGGAUGAAUUGAAGCGCCCGGAAAUGGUACAUAUCCAAUCAGCAACCUUUUCAGCCAUACGCAUAACAUCCAUCGUUAAUGCGUAUAGAAACUUCUAUCCAUUGGAAACUCUUUCCUCGUUCGCUGUCCAUAGCUUGGCAACUUCAUCUCUCGUGCAUUCAUUGAAUGCCAACUCGGCUGAUGCCACGCUGUCGCAACGGACAACGCACCUUUACCGUCUCAAUCUCCGCUUCCUGGGCCAAAUGAGCUCAACGAACUAUGGCAGCAAUCGCGCAAUAAAGGCUCUUACAUCCUUAGAAUGUGAGGGGGGUACAUCAAUCCAGCCGAAUGCCACGAAACCCUCCGUGCGUGACCGCGGAGCAGAUGGUAAUAGUUCUGUUUCCGCGGGACAAAGAGGAACGCCAACCACAGCACUAGAAUCGAUGAACAUUUUCGGCUACAUAGAUUCCUUGGAGAAUGCUUUCGAUUGGUUUCAGUUGCCUCUGAACGAACAACUCGUUUUUGAUGAUGUCAUCGAGAGCUCUUUGUGGGAGGAGGUAUGCGAAAGCAAUGACCCCGUGGGCAGCAUACCGCCUCUCCACGGAAAUCUAUAG